Messenger RNA from Perca flavescens (yellow perch), 1026 nucleotides. Its product is annotated as olfactory receptor 10J4-like. Gene Ontology annotation, cellular component: membrane. NCBI's taxonomy places the organism in Eukaryota, Metazoa, Chordata, Actinopteri, Perciformes, Percidae. The record is from RefSeq and is a predicted model, not a curated record. Bases 1 to 1026 code for a protein of 341 amino acids. Gene Ontology annotation, biological process: G protein-coupled receptor signaling pathway. The transcript has 4 exons. Gene Ontology annotation, molecular function: G protein-coupled receptor activity; olfactory receptor activity.
AUGGUGGAUAAUUCAUACCUUCCCUUGUCGACCAAUCACAGAGCCAGCUUUGUCAACGGCACUUGGGAGCCUGAUGGCGUCACUUUCUUCAUUAUUCAGGGCCUCACCGGCCUUGGAGAAAAAAAAAUUAUUAUUUUUGUCACGAUCCUUCUGGGAUACAUCAUCAUCCUGGGAGGAAACAGCAUGAUCAUUUUUGUGGCAUGGACUGAUUCGAAGCUUAACUCUCCCAUGUAUUUCUUCCUCUAUAACCUCUCCUUUGUUGACAUCGUCUACACCACCACCACCAUCCCCAAAAUGCUAUCCGGCUUCCUGACAGACGUCAAUACCAUUUCUUUCCCAGGCUGCUUCCUCCAGAUGUAUUUUGUCAUUCAGCUAGGAAUUACUAGCCGUUCCAUCCUGACUGUCAUGGCGUUUGACCGCUACGUGGCCAUUUGCAACCCUCUGCGCUACACAGCCAUCAUGACUCGGACUGUCCGGCUGCUCCUCAUCGCAGGAGCCUGGAGCUUCGGCAACCUAAGCAUCCUGCCAACCAUCUCCCUGUCCUUGCCGCGGUCUUACUGUGGACCGAAUGUGGUAAAACAUGGCUGGUGUGACCCUUCGUCUGUAAGGCGGCUAGUCUGCGGUGACACCUCAGUUGAGAGCGUAAUGUCGCUUUCCUCCGCUAUAGUGUCGCUACUGAGUACAGGAGUCCUCAUCCUCACCUCCUAUAUCCUGAUUGGUAUUUCUAUAUCGAGGAUGGGUGUCGCUCAGAGGUUGAAGGCCUUCGGGACGUGUGCCGCCCACCUGAUUGUGGUAUCCAUCUCUUACACCUCGGCCUCAUUUGUAUACAUCUCCUACCGGGUGGGAAACUUUUCACCAGAGGUUCGUAUCAUUGUGUCUGUGUUGUACGCCGCUCUGACUCCUUUCCUAAACCCGAUGAUCUACAGUCUGAGGAAUAAGGAGCUGCGAGAGUCUAUCAUCAGGACACUGGGCAGGUUCAGACCUUCUGCUGUAUUACCCAUAAAGGACGUUAACACAGUGCCCUGA